AUGAAAGUAAUAUCAGGCUUAUUAUUUUUCAUUUUAAUUAGUUGUUCUUUAUUUUUAGUUCAAGGACAAGUUGAUUGUGUCACAAAUUCAAGUGAUGCUAGUUGUACCAAUUUUCAAUAUCCAUUGGCAAAUAUAACAGCAGAUAUCAAUAAUUUAUGUGGUAGCAUGCCUUAUAUGCCAGUUUGUACCAUUCAACAAUCAUGUAAUCAAGAAUCCUCAACAAGUGGUAUUUGUGAUCCAUUCUCAAUUCUUGGUGAUAGUUGUCUUCACGAUAUGCCAGGCAUGAGUGGUUGUAAUAACUUUAAGAAAUUAUGUGCAUCCGGUUCAGUCGUUGAACAAUGUUCAACCGUUGACUCUGUUACCGAUCUUCCAACUACAAUGAAAAUGUGGGCAAAUAUUAAAAGUAUUUGUAAUGAAAUGACAAUGACAGGUUGUGAAAAAUGCACAAUAUUAAAUGCCACUUGUGAUGUAUUAACAGUUUAUUCCACUCUUUGUCUUGCAAUGCCAGAGAUGGGUCAAUGUGCCAACUGGACCCAAAUGUGUGCUUCUUCUGGUAACAUGGCAAGUUCACCAAUCUCCUCGGGAAUUUGUACUGAUGAGCCAACACCUGCAACAGAUUGUUUCACCAAUCCAUCCGAUCCAAGUUGUGCAGACUAUGUUUAUACUGCUGCCAAUGCAAAUGCCGAUAUCCUUAACCUUUGUAAGAGUAUGCCAUACAUGACAGUAUGCUCCAUUCAAAAAUCAUGUAAUCAAGAAUCAUCAACAAGUGGUAUUUGUGCUCCAUUUUCAAUUCUUGGUGAUAGCUGUCUCCAUGAUAUGCCAGGUAUGAAUGGUUGUUCAAACUUUAAGAAACUCUGCGCAUCAGGUUCAGUUGUUGAACAAUGUUCAUCAGUCGAUUCAAUUAGUAAUUUACCAACCACAAUGCAAUUAUUCGCUGGUAUUAAAAGUAUUUGCACAGAGAUGGCAAUGGAUGGUUGUGAGAAAUGUUCAGGAAAUUCACCAACUACCACCUGUGAUGUUUUGCCAGUUUACUCCUCCCUUUGUAUGGCUAUGCCUGAUAUGUCACAAUGUGCCAAUUGGACCAAGAUGUGUUCCUCCUCUGGUCAACUCUACAACUCUCAAAUCACAUCAGACUAUUGUGUCGCCUCUGUUGCUGACGCCGUUCCAAUCAUGAGAAUGUACUUUCACACUGGUAUCUUGGACUAUAUCCUCUUUAAAUCUUGGGUACCAAGAACUGACCGUCAAUUUGCUGGUUCAUGGUUUGCCAUCUUUUUCUUUGCUAUCUUUUUUGAACUCGAAAAAACCCUUAGAAGUAUUUUAGAAAAAAGAUGGACUCCAAACAAAAAAGAUUCAGAAGAUAAUAAUUUAAUUAAUUCAUCUUUCUUAAGUGGUUCUUAUCCAAAAUUCUCUUAUAGAGAUAUAAUUAGAGGAUGUUUACAUGCUAUCGAACUAACAUGUAGUUAUGCUUUAAUGCUUGUUGCAAUGACAUUUAAUGUUGCACUCUUUUUUGCAGUAAUUGCAGGAGUUUUAGUUGGUAAUAUUCUCUUUGGUAGAUAUCGUAACUAUACUCCAAGAGUUACUUGUUGCGAGUGA
Molecule: messenger RNA, 1593 nt
Organism: Dictyostelium discoideum AX4
Lineage: Eukaryota; Evosea; Eumycetozoa; Dictyosteliales; Dictyosteliaceae
Gene: p80
Product: endosomal membrane protein
Exons: 3
Coding region: 1-1593 (530 amino acids)
Biological process (GO): copper ion transmembrane transport
Cellular component (GO): membrane; late endosome membrane
Molecular function (GO): copper ion transmembrane transporter activity
Source: RefSeq, a predicted model, not a curated record